CUUUGACACAAUACUGCAAAAAUGGCAUCCUUCUCACGAUCACUAAGACCCCUCACCCGCGUUGCUACUGCCUCAUCGCGUUCGCUGCGACCGGCAGCCCGCGCCGCCCCGCAACUACGAUGCCUCUCCACGACUGCCGUCCGCCGGGAAGCCAUUGACAUCUCAGAUGUCCCACCGACGCCCAUAACCCACCUCUCCGAGACGGAAAUGCUUAUGGGCGAAUCCGUCUCCAAGUUCGCCAACGAUGUCAUCCUCCCCAAGGCGCGAGACAUGGACGAAGCCGAGUCGAUGGACCCCGCAGUAGUCGAGCAACUCUUCGAGCAAGGCCUCAUGGGUAUUGAGAUUCCCGAGGAAUACGGUGGCUCAGGCAUGAACUUCACAUCGGCCAUUAUCGCCAUCGAGGAGCUGGCGCGUGUCGACCCCAGUGUCAGUGUCAUGUGCGAUGUCCACAACACACUCGUCAACACUGCAAUUCUCAAAUAUGGAUCCGAGAAGAUCAAGAAGGAGUGGCUGCCCAAGCUGGCCACAAAUACAGUCGGCUCCUUCUGUCUCUCAGAACCCGUGUCAGGAUCCGACGCCUUUGCGCUCGCCACCAAAGCCACACGAACCGACAAUGGAUACAAGAUCAGCGGUAGUAAGAUGUGGAUAACGAACAGUGUCGAAGCCAACUUCUUCAUUGUCUUCGCCAACCUCGACCCUAGCAAGAAGUACAAGGGCAUUACUGCCUUCAUUGUAGAGAAGGGCACACCGGGUUUCUCCAUUGCAAAGAAGGAGAAGAAGCUUGGCAUCAAAGCCAGCAGUACCUGCGUCAUCAACUUUGACGAUGUUGAAAUCCCCAAGGAUAACCUGCUCGGUAAGGAAUUUGAGGGCUACAAGUACGCCAUUGCGCUGUUGAACGAGGGCCGCAUCGGUAUCGCAGCGCAAAUGACUGGCCUUGCGCUCGGCGCCUGGGAAAAUGCUGCAGGCUACGUGUGGAACGACCGCAAGCAGUUUGGCCAACUCGUCGGCGAGUUCCAGGGUAUGCAACAUCAGCUCGCCCAGGCCUGGACAGAGAUCCAAGCCGCUCGCGCCCUUGUCUACAAUGCUGCGCGCAAGAAGGAAGCUGGCGAGGACUUCAUCAUGGACGCUGCCAUGGCUAAGCUCAUGUCAUCGCAGGUUGCAGGACGUGUAUCCGGACAGGCAAUCGAAUGGAUGGGUGGCAUGGGCUUCGUCAGAGAGGGGCUUGCGGAGAAAUACUUCAGGGACAGCAAGAUCGGUGCCAUCUACGAAGGAACCAGCAACAUCCAGUUGACUACUAUUGGCAAGCACCUGCAGAAGAAGUAUACCAAAUAGAUGAUGAAACAAUAAAAAGUAUAGCAUGAUUGAUGCACGUCGUCGUCAUUUCCAGAAGCACAAGAUCGAGUAGCAAGGCGGCGCUCGCAAUUUCGACAUUCAG
Molecule: messenger RNA, 1435 nt
Organism: Alternaria alternata
Lineage: Eukaryota; Fungi; Ascomycota; Dothideomycetes; Pleosporales; Pleosporaceae
Product: acyl-CoA dehydrogenase NM domain-like protein
Exons: 3
Coding region: 22-1332 (436 amino acids)
Cellular component (GO): mitochondrion
Molecular function (GO): acyl-CoA dehydrogenase activity; flavin adenine dinucleotide binding
Source: RefSeq, a predicted model, not a curated record